GAUGAUUUGACAACUGACAAGUAAAAGUGUCAAUACAAAUAAUUUUAUUGUUUGGUUAGACUUUAUAAGUCAUUUGGAAUGCUAAUAAAAAAAGGAUUCUUAAUCUCGGCAAUAUAUUUAAGUUUUAUUCGAAGAUUUUCCGUAUUAGCUACGAAAGAAAUGUCUGGAGAAUUAUCUUCUUCCAACAAAACAUUCUCGUAUACAAGCGGUGAACAUUCCGUUGCUUACGUUACAGCUCCAAACGAGGAAGUAGCCAAAAAAUUAGCUAACGGUAUAGUCAAAAAUAAACUAGCCGCUUGCGUUAAUAUUAUACCGAAAAUAAUUUCCAUAUACGAAUGGGAAGACAAGAUCAACGAAGAACCUGAAGUUUUGAUGAUGAUUAAAACUAGAACUUCGAAAAUCGGGAAUUUAACUGAAUACGUUAAAACCAAUCAUCCUUAUACAGUUUGUGAGGUUAUUUCUUUACCUAUCCAAAACGGAAACCAGGACUACUUGAAGUGGAUAAAUGAUGUAGUUCCUAGUGUUUAAAAUGUUAUUAAUUUUUUUGUGAUCUGAAUUUAUCAAUAAAAUGAAUUUUCUUUAUUAUUUCAUAUUUUAAGUGACAUUGUGAGUGGUAUUUAUACAGGAAAACUUUUUGUGAGUAUUAAAAUGUUAAUUUAUUUAUCUAACGAGUUUAAUGCAUGAAAAGUUUGCUUCUCUACCUAAAGUAUUAAUGCAAUAAUCAUUAAAAUGAAAUUUGUUGAUUUAUUUCUCAAGAAAAUGACGAUUUCAUGUAAAAAAUGAAGCUAGUUCAGUAUCGUUAUUUUUACAUUGAAGAAUAUUGUAAUUUGUGGUUUUGUAGGAUUUAUUAAUUAAUUUAUAUAUUAAGAAUUAAAAUUGUCGAAAACUUAAUUUUCUGUUGUUAAAGGUAAAUAUAACCUCAUUUUAUUAUAAUCUUUUUAAUUUCGAGCUUGGCAAUGUUGUUGUAGAAUGACAUAUGACAGUUUUUAUAAUGAAAUUAUUUGAAACAUUUUUAUUUUAUGAUCAAAUUAUACUAUAUAAAAAAAGAGAAUUAGUGUUAAAAUUUUCAAUUUUCGUUUUCAUAAAUUAAACUUGAUUUAAUAUUUUAUGUAUUUCUUUAAAAAAAUGAUUUAAUUCUAAAUUUACUAGAUACUUACCGCCAUCUUGUGUUUCUACCCGUGACGUUGGAACUACGUCAUCAAAUAACCUCUAUUAAAAUGUCAUUAUAUGCGCGUGAACCCGGUUUUAAUCCCAAAGGAACGGUUCGUGUAGGUGUGGUUUUAAAUGAAAAUAGUUUUCAUAAAAUACAAAAUUUAUUAUUACAAAAUAUAUUCGUUAUUUUUUUAAUCAAAGAACUGCAGUAACAAUAAAUUUGCACCGGGGAGUUUUUGACGCAAUAGGAAGUCGGCGCGUAACGAUCUAACCUAUUUAUUUCGUUAAGCGACAUUUCAAAAUCAGAUCCAAAAAAAUUAACUUUAAUAGUAGCCUCGAAAUGAGCUUCUGGUCUCGUUACAAUACUGAUUAAAUAAUUUAUUUCGACGUCCUGUUCCAAAAUCAACUCUUUGACGUUCGAUAUUUUUUCUAACCUAUAAAUAGCGCAUUUGUUCGAUAGAUAACCAUAAGAUUGGAUUAAUUUAUUAAGUUGGUCGAUGAAAAAAUUCGCUAAUACUUCGACGAUAGGUAGGGAUUUGUCGAUUUUUACGUAAUUCGAACAGCUGCAAUAAUGUUCAGGAAUUCCGGCGUCCUUACAAGUCCUUUCCGGAGAUACUGGUUUAAAUAGAGAUUGGCAUUUGGGACAACCUUCGGGUUGGCUAAUUACGUAAUUGGGAUUGUUUUGAGAUAGGACGUCCUGUAGACUCAUAUAAACGUCGUAAGGCGACGUUAAUUUAUCAGUGUUGCUUAAAAGAUUUUGAUAUUUUUCGGGAUAUAAUUUACUGAAACAAUAAUUCAUAUCAAAAAAAUUUGGCAACGUUGUAACUACGGAAAAUAGAAAAAUGUGACGUACAGGAAACCGCCAUGAUGGUUGGAAGCGCAUUGCGUCACCGUUCAUGAAACGUCGGAUCGCACAUGCUUUCAUAUCAAGGCGACGUUGCCAGAUAUACUGAUAAUUCAGUAAAUCUUCUGAUUUUGACUCUAAACUCUCACGGCGUUCUUUUAUACAGGGCGAUUCGUGUAUGCAAAAAGUUAUCAAUAACGAAAGUAGAAUUUUUGAAAUAUUUUUUACUAAAAAAUGAAAUUUCAAUACGAUUUUGAAAAAAUAUCUUACUAUAAAAAAUUAUUUCAACAUAAAUAUUUAUUCACGGAAGAUAAAAUAAUUUUUAUAUCAUAAAACUUGGCAACGUUGUAUCUUAUUCUAUCAAAAAUGAAAUUGCAAAAUACAGGAAACUGCCAUGAUGAUUAGAAGCGCAUCACGUCACCGUUCAUGAAACGUCGGAUCAAACGUUCUUAUCGUAUAAAAGCGAUGGCGCCAGAUCUACUGAUGUUUCAGUAAAUCUUCUGAUUUCAACUCGAAACUCUUAAUUAUAUUUGUUGUCUUACGGCGUUUUUGUAUACAGGGCGAUUCGUAUGCAAAAAGUUAUCAAAAACGAAAAGUCGAAUUUUUCAUUAAAAAAUUAAAUUUCCACAUUAUUUCCAAAAACAUCUGUAUGAAAAAUUAUUUCAGUGAUAUCGAAACUUGUACAAGUAUAAGAAAUAAAAUAUAUAAUAAAACUUGG
Messenger RNA from Diorhabda sublineata, 2714 nucleotides. RefSeq names its product protein CutA homolog. Gene Ontology annotation, molecular function: copper ion binding. The coding region runs from base 79 to 528 and encodes 149 amino acids. The transcript is spliced from 2 exons. The record is from RefSeq and is a predicted model, not a curated record. NCBI's taxonomy places the organism in Eukaryota, Metazoa, Arthropoda, Insecta, Coleoptera, Chrysomelidae. Gene Ontology annotation, biological process: response to metal ion.